CUCGCGCUCUAUAAAAUUCCCCGCAGCCGCUCGCGCUCACACAACUUUAAUCCCAGAGCGCGCACACGGAGAGAAUGAGAAUGAGCGCGUGCGACACGCCGCGGGCUGUCAUGAGACUCCGCAUGUUCUUUGUCGUGUCCUUCGCCUGGGCUUACCACGAAACCCCCAGGUACCAGCACCGUGACCCCGUCACCUCGGAGCUCCUGCUGUGUGAUCAGUGUCCCCCAGGCACAGCGGUGGAACGUCACUGCACGUCGGACUCGGCCACCGUGUGCGCUCCGUGUCCGGAGCGGCGCUUUGCUGAGCAGUGGCACUGGGGCGAGAGCUGCCAACACUGCACCCCCGUCUGCAAGGAGAGACAGUUCGUCAAGAGGGAGUGUAACGCCACAUACAACCGACUCUGCGAGUGUGUACAGGGAUACCACCUCACUGUGGAGUUCUGCGUACCCCACAGUGCCUGUCCGCCGGGAUCCGGGGUCUCCGUACCCGGUACUCCUGAUAGUGACACGGUGUGUGAGAAGUGUCCACAGGGCUUUUUCUCCAGCGUGGCGUCGGCCACCGAGCGCUGCGUUCCUCACCAAGACUGCUCACAGCUUGGCAUGAAGACGCGGAACCCUGGCACUGCCACUCAGGACACGGUGUGUGACAGAGAACCCGCCAUCGACUGCACUCGCAAACACACCGACUGCCGUGCCGACAUCACGCUGUGUGAGGAGGCCAUGUUCCAGUCCCUGCUAUCUCCUCCUCUGGUCUCUGUGGAUCUUCUUUUGGAGAGCCUUCCUGGCCGUAAAGUGGACAAGAAGAGCAUGGAGCCGCUGAAGAAGAAGUGCAGCCCCGAGCAGCAGGCCCUGCAUCUCCUGCGGCUUUGGAGGGAGCAGAACAAAGACCAGGGGAAGCUCCACAGCGUCAUACAUGGUUUGGACCACUGUGAGAGGAAGGUGUCUCGGUGUGCUGGUCUGAGGAACGUGACGCUGGAGGACCUGCUGGUGCUGAUGGACAGUCUGCCCGGGGAGAAGGUGAGCGAGGAGGCAGUACGGGCGCUGGCGCUCUCCUGCCCUACGCACCGCCACGUGGCACAGUUACUGCACCUCUGGAAGAGCCAGAACGCCAGCCGGGACCUGGCCAAAGCUCUGAAGCACAGCGUGCGGCAGUUACGCUCUCGGAACGCCCCGAAGACGCUCCUGCGCGCGAUCAAGCGCAUCAGCUGCGUCAUUAACGCUUCCGCACCCCGGCUGUACGAAAAGCUCCUCACCGGCGCGCUCCGAGACACCACGUGCUUCAAAACCAAACCGUAUAAUGACUGAAAACCUGGAGGUGGCGCCACACAAGGCCGGGCCUGAAGGUCACACGAAGGACAAACGAAGAGAAGACUUAUUUAAUAAGAGUUGUACAUAAUCUUUGGGCAGAAACUGCGAUGACGGGGCGGGGUGGGAUCGGAUUCGGGAGUUUUCGCUACACUACACUACACGACACGAGACGAGACGAGACGAGAGAAGAAAAUAUUUUUGUGGCCUGUUGGGUUUUUUUUUCCUUUCCUGUUGUAGGACUGCUUUUUACUGACGCUGUAAAAAAUAAAUGAAAUAAGGAAUGUCGGUUAUGAAUGUACAGUAAAAAUGGAGUGCAAUUACGUUUUAUUUAAUUGUAAUCUUGUGUGUUCAGGUGUGUGUGUCAACCAAAUUUGCUUCAAAUGUUUCUAUUUAUCAAAUAUUUGUCAGAAAAACUGGACUCUUGAAGCUACAUUUAUGUACUUUAGAUGCAAGGUCAUUUAAAAAAAAUGUUUUAUACUUGUGCCUUUUGUUUUUACGUCAGUUGUUGUUGUUGUUGUUGUUUUCACUUUGCAUUAACGUGUUUUAAAAGCGUGGUUGUUUGAAUUUUAAAAUUUUAUAUACGAGUGCCACUAUUCCUACAGCCUGACUUAAAUAUAGUGUUGUGUUUCCAAA
Molecule: messenger RNA, 1940 nt
Organism: Ictalurus furcatus (blue catfish)
Lineage: Eukaryota; Metazoa; Chordata; Actinopteri; Siluriformes; Ictaluridae
Product: tumor necrosis factor receptor superfamily member 11B-like
Exons: 5
Coding region: 75-1304 (409 amino acids)
Molecular function (GO): protein binding
Source: RefSeq, a predicted model, not a curated record